Salvia miltiorrhiza (redroot sage) is the source of this 2493-nucleotide messenger RNA. Its product is annotated as TOM1-like protein 6. Gene Ontology annotation, molecular function: phosphatidylinositol binding; ubiquitin binding. Gene Ontology annotation, biological process: protein transport to vacuole involved in ubiquitin-dependent protein catabolic process via the multivesicular body sorting pathway. The coding region runs from base 432 to 2264 and encodes 610 amino acids. The transcript is spliced from 9 exons. NCBI's taxonomy places the organism in Eukaryota, Viridiplantae, Streptophyta, Magnoliopsida, Lamiales, Lamiaceae. The record is from RefSeq and is a predicted model, not a curated record.
GUAACGUUUAGAAAAACUCAAGAGGAGAGAGAGAGACUAAAAUAAAGGAGUGUUAGAGAGAGAGUAGAGAGUCUGUUUGGCGGCGAGUGCAACACGGCGGAACACAAGAGCGCGUGUGAGCAACGCUUUCUGCAGAAAUAAAAGGGAAUUUUAAUACAAUGGAAUCCCAAAGCGAUAAAAACCAAAUUUCCUAAAAAUCAAUACCAUAGCCAUGUAAAAGUUAGCCCAAAAUCAGUUAAUAGCUUUAAAUUAUUUAGAGCAGGAGCAAAAGAAUUAAACAAAAGGGAAAAGAGAAAAUUCUUUCGCGAAAUUGCAGAGCACAAUAGUCAAACUCACCCACAAAAAUUCCUGGGUUUUCUUUCUGAUUAUUCUUCUCUUCUCGAGCAUAAACAAAAGGGCUUUCGCCUAAAUUGAGGGCAACAAAGAAAAACAUGAUUUCAUCAAUAGCUUCGUCUUCUUCGGCUACUGUGAGAGUCGAGAAAGCUACGAGCGAGUUCUUGAUCGGACCCGAUUGGACGCUCAAUAUGGAAAUUUGUGAUAUCGUUAAUUCCAAUCAGAUGCUUGCAAAAGAUGUUGUGAAAGCUGUGAAGAAACGGUUGCAGCACAAGAACCCCAAAGUUCAAUUGCUUGCUUUAACGCUUCUGGAGACGAUUGUCAAGAACUGCGGCGAUUAUGUUCAUUUUCAGAUUGCGGAAAAGAAUAUACUUCCGGAGAUGGUCAAGAUUGUAAAGAAAAAGACUGAUAUGCACGUAAGAGAUAAAAUUCUAACCCUGGUCGGCUCGUGGCACGAGGCAUUUGGUGGGUCGGGAGGAAGAUAUCCUCAGUAUUAUAUGGCUUAUGAAGAUUUGAGGCGCUUUGGUGUACAAUUUCCUCGGCGCACUCCUGAUGCUGCUCCGAUAUUUACUCCACCUGCUGCACAUGCAGUAUCGACUCCUCCACCAGGUUAUGGAAUGCCAAGUAGCUCUUCUACGAGGCUCGAUCAUGCCAUGGCAGCUGAAGAUACAUUAAGUUUAUCGAGCCUAAACUCCAUGCGCGAUGUUCUUGAGCUCUUGCGCGAUAUGUUGCAAGCAGUUGAUCCUAGUGAUCGCUCGGCUGUUAACGAUGAAAUUAUAGUCGACCUCGUUGAGCAAUGCCGCGUCAAUCAAAGAAAGCUGAUGCAGUUGUUGGGGACAACCGGAGAUGAAGAGGUUCUCGUGAAGGGUCUUGAUCUAAACGACAGCUUACAGAGCGUUCUUGCAAAACACGAUGCUAUUGCAUCGGGUUCGCCUCUUCCACCCAAACCCACUCCCACCACACGCGCAGCUUCUGAGAAACACGAACCCGAUCUCAGAUCCUCUGAGGUGAGCACGCCGCCUGCAGCAUCCAACGAGACCCCGCCUGCACCGGCGUUCCCUGCUCACACCGUGAUUGAUGAGGAGGACGAUGAAGAAGACGACUUUGCGCAGUUGGCUCGAAGACAUUCAAAAGCUCGGAGCGACGUUUCUCAAAACUCAUCCACGGCUAAGAGUGACGCGGAAGCUCCCUCGAGCCCCGCUAUGAGCAACGCACUAGUCCCCAUUGACGCGCCUGCAUCAGUGGAAACAAAAGAUCAGAACAUCAUAGAGCUCCUCAGCAUUGUCCUGUCGACGGGCACCUCGAACGAGCAGACGUCUUCUCCAAACCAUAUGCCUUCUUCGACUAGCUCAGGUACGACAUUCUCGACCGAGGCUUAUCCCAGUGCUAACAACGGCUUCGCCUUCAACAAUUAUGUCGCUCCGUGGGCUCAGCCUCAGCCUCAGCCACAGCCGCAGCCACAACAACCGCAGCUUCAGCCCUACCAACAACCUCAGCCUUCAUACAACUCACAAUCACCACAAGUCUAUCCUCAGCCACAAUAUCAGUAUAAUACAAGCCAACAACAACCACAACCACAACCGCAACCUCAAAAUUCCCAAUAUGCAUACCCUCCUCCGCCGUGGGCCGCCACGCCGGGUUACUUCAGCAGUCAUAACCCUGUGUCAAGGCCGGCAUUCACACACUCGGCUCCUAGGCCCGCCACGCCUAGCAACAAUGGAGCCCGGUAUGAUUUCGCCAACGGAGAGGUGCAGGCGGCCAGCUCAAGCCCAAGGUCGGGUGCGGGGCAGAAGCCCUUCAUCCCAUCAUACAGAUUGUUUGAAGAUCUUGAUGUGUUCAGCAGUGGAGAUGGGAGAUUCAGACCGACGAGCAACGCGUCGCCGAGCUUGUCGGGGCCCACGAGCCAGAAUAUGGUUGGAGGGAGGAAGUGAUAUGAUAUCAUCAGACUGGUGUAUAUAUCCCUCUCCCUCUGGAUUUAAUUUAAUUUUUCGAAACAACACUUUGAGUUUAGGUGGUGUAAGUAUUAGAUUCGUUUGAAUAACGCUUAUUGCUCUCUAGUUUCGAGUCAGGCACCCAAAAUAAGUUGUUAUCCCAGAAAAUAAGUAUGUGCUUCCUACUUCUUCAGAUUGAAUUUAUGGAUUGAUUGAUUUUCAGCCGCCC